Messenger RNA from Phaeodactylum tricornutum CCAP 1055/1, 1245 nucleotides. RefSeq lists its product with no specific name. The transcript is spliced from 4 exons. NCBI's taxonomy places the organism in Eukaryota, Bacillariophyta, Bacillariophyceae, Surirellales, Neidiaceae. The record is from RefSeq and is a predicted model, not a curated record. The annotation marks the transcript as partial.
GCCUUCCCGUUGGGUCUAUGCGAAGGCGACUGCGACCGAGACAGUGACUGCCAAGGCAAUCUUCGAUGCUUUCAACGUGGUGCUAGUCGGGAGUCCGUGCCUGGUUGUACCGGAGCGGACGCCGAUGCAACUCGUUUCGACUAUUGCUACGACCCCCUCACUCCUACACCCGCCUCUGCACCUCCGAGUGUCUGCGAGGGCGACUGUGAUCAAGACUCGGACUGCGCGGGCGAUCUACGGUGUUUUCAGCGCUCGAACGGUCAUCUGGUGGUGCCGGGAUGUGCAGGGGGGGCUGCUGACGUGAGUCAUUUCGAUUACUGCUACGAUCCCACGUAUGGCCCAACGUUGGUAAGUGUUCAGUUGGCGCUUUCCACUGUCUCCUCAGCGCGUGCCGAUCCUUCGCUUUCCUCUCUCGGAUCAGAGGUCUCUUCUGGAUUGCCCGACGAGAACCGAAGUGACCGCCGUUUGCAGUCUGUCGCAGUUGUUGGCGAUAAUGGCUCUCCUUCCUCUCGCUUCCCGCUAGGACUCUGCCAAGGCGAUUGCGACAGAGAUAGUGACUGCGCUGGAACCCUCCGCUGUUUUCAGCGGAACGGAGGACAAGAUGUCCCUGGUUGUGCUGGUGGCGCGAAGGACCGUAGCAAAUCGGAUUAUUGUUACAAUCCCAAUGCUAGUGUGAGGCCCCCCCCUGCACCUGUCGCCACUCGGCCGAUUCCCGCGCCUGUGCCCUCUCCUGCUUCUGUUGCUGUCGUUGGCAACAAUGGAUCUCCUUCUUCUCGCUUCCCUCUAGGCCUCUGCCAAGGCGAUUGCGACAGAGACAGUGACUGUGCUGGAACCCUCCGCUGUUUUCAACGGAACGGUGGACAAGAUGUGCCCGGAUGCUCUGGUGGCUCAAACGAGGGAAGCAGAUCUGAUUUUUGCUACGAUCCUGCACCUGAAGCCAGCAAGCCUGUACCAGUACCGACUCGGCCGAAUCCCGCGCCGGUACCACCUCCUCCUGCAGGACCUGUUGUUUCCCCUGUCCCCGCUCCAGUUGCUGCCCCUUCUCCUUCUGGCCCCCGUCCAGUUGUGACGGUUGUUGGUGAUAACGGUUCACCUUCUUCCCGCUUCCCUCUAGGUCUCUGCCAAGGCGAUUGCGACAGAGACAGUGACUGUGCUGGAACCCUCCGCUGUUUUCAACGGAACGGUGGACAAGAUGUGCCCGGAUGCUCUGGUGGCUCAAACGAGGGAAGCAGAUCUGAUUUUUGC